AUGGUCGCUCGGGUUCAGCGUCGAUGGAGGGAGGAGGCGCGAGCGGAAGACUCUCCGCAGCUCAUCCAAACCCGGGUCAUCAACUUUGCAACUACCAUGACCCCUAUCUUGACCCAUCUCUCUCAGAACCCAUUUGAACGUAUCUUCUCUGGCGGCAGUAAGCGGAUGACCCUCGCUCGUGUGGAGAGAGCGUUACGCCACAAUUUGAACGAACUUCCGUUCCAUGCAAUUCCUGAGGAUUUCUAG
Clonostachys rhizophaga is the source of this 246-nucleotide messenger RNA. The record is from the annotation of a GenBank genome assembly. NCBI's taxonomy places the organism in Eukaryota, Fungi, Ascomycota, Sordariomycetes, Hypocreales, Bionectriaceae.